Aquila chrysaetos chrysaetos is the source of this 3153-nucleotide messenger RNA. RefSeq names its product phosphodiesterase 2A (gene PDE2A). Gene Ontology annotation, cellular component: nucleus; mitochondrial outer membrane; cytosol. Gene Ontology annotation, molecular function: protein homodimerization activity; 3',5'-cyclic-GMP phosphodiesterase activity; 3',5'-cGMP-stimulated cyclic-nucleotide phosphodiesterase activity. Bases 232 to 3153 code for a protein of 973 amino acids. The record is from RefSeq and is a predicted model, not a curated record. Lineage: Eukaryota; Metazoa; Chordata; Aves; Accipitriformes; Accipitridae. The transcript is spliced from 30 exons. Gene Ontology annotation, biological process: cGMP catabolic process; positive regulation of gene expression; regulation of mitochondrion organization.
GAGCCGCAGCGGCGCCGUCAAUCAGCGGCUCCCCCCGCACCCCCCCUACCCCCACCCUCCGCCCUCCCCUCCCGCACGCCUCGGCGCGCUGCAUCGGGCUCGGUGACAGCAGCGAGCUGGAGACACCCUCGCCGAGCGCGGCGGGAGGUUCCGCUCCCAGCCAGCACCGAGAACCGGGCGCAGCCGAGCCCCCGCCGCCCGCCUGGCAGGGCUGCCGAAGCAUGCGGAGCCAUGGGCCAGGGCUGUGGACACUCCAUCCUCUGCCGGAGCCAGCCGUACCAGGCGGCCGCGUCUGACCUACGGGGCCAGCAGGUUUUCUUGAAGGUGGAGGACGCCGUGCCCGGCUCCGAGGCGUUACAGGACGCCCUGCUGAGCCUGGGGGCCGUGCUCGACGUCUCCUGCCUGCGGGACGCCCUCCGCCAUGCCCUCGUCUCCCUGCUGCCCAGAGUGGAGCACGUCUACAUCUACCUGCUGGAUGGGGAAACCCGGCUGAUCUGCGACGACCCCCCCCACGAGCUGCCGCCCGAGGGGAAGCUCAGGGAUGCGGUGCGGAGGCAGAAGCGGCUGGAGUGUGGGGGGCUGCCCCCCGCCGAGCUCCCUGGCCGGCAGCUGGGCCCCCUCGCAGCACCCCUGGCCCCCGGCACGCAAGUGCUCAUCAUCCCGCUGGUGGACAAGGACAGCGGGGCUGUGGUGUGUGUCAUCCUGGUGAGUGUGGGGACGUGGGCAGGGCUCUGGGGGACAGGGACGGGGCCCCGAAGCUUGGGUCCACAUGCCACAACCCCCCUCCAGGUACACUGCGGCCAGCUGAGUGACUCUGACGAGCAGAACCUGCGUGCGCUGGAGAGACACACCCUGGUGGCAUACCAGCGCCUGCAAGCCCUGCAGAAGCUGCAGCCCUGGCCGCAGGUCAGCCUCUCCACCAGCUCUUCCCAGAACUCCCUGGCCAAGCCCGAGAAGGCGCCCGACAGCGGCUACAGCGAUCUGGACUGCAAGAUCCUGCAGCUCUGCGGUGAGCUGUACGACCUGGAUGCCGCCUCACUCCAGCUCAAGGUCAUCAACUAUCUGAAGCAGGAGACCCAGUCGCUCUGCUGCUGCCUCCUGCUCGUCUCUGAGGAUAACCACCAGCUCUUCUGCCAGGUGGUGGGGGACCGGGUCCUGGAGGAGGAGAUCAGCUUUUCGCUCACCUUCGGGCGCCUGGGGCAGGUGGUGGAGGACAAGAAGUCCAUCACCUUGAAGGACAUCAGCGAGGAAGAGCACAAGCAGCUGAGCAGCAUGUUGGGCUGCCAGGUCACCUCCAUGCUCUGCGUCCCCGUCAUCAGCCGGGCCACCUCCCAGGUGGUGGCAUUGGCCUGCGCCUUCAACAAGCUGAGCGGGGAGAGCUACACAGAGGCAGACGAGCACAAGAUCCAGCACUGCUUCUGCUACACCUCCACGGUGCUCACCAGCACGCUGGCCUUCCAGAAGGAGCAGAAACUCAAGUGCGAGUGCCAGGCCCUGCUGCAGGUGGCAAAGAACCUCUUCACGCAUUUGGACGACGUCUCCGUCCUGCUCCAGGAGAUCAUCACGGAGGCACGAAACCUCAGCAACGCGGAGAUAUGCUCCGUGUUCCUGCUGGACCGGCUCAGCCACGAGCUGGUGGCCAAGGUGUUUGAUGGCGGCGUGGUGGACGACGAGAGCUACGAGAUCCGCAUCCCGGCGGACCAGGGCAUCGCCGGGCACGUGGCCACCACCGGCAAGAUCCUCAACAUCAAGGACGCGUACUCCCACCCGCUCUUCUACCGGGGGGUGGACGACAGCACCGGCUUCCGCACCAGGAACAUCCUCUGCUUCCCCAUCAAGAACGAGAACCAGGAGGUCAUCGGGGUGGCAGAGCUGGUCAACAAGAUCAACGGCCCCUGGUUCAGCAAAUUUGACGAGGACCUGGCCACUGCCUUCUCCAUCUACUGCGGCAUCAGCAUCGCCCACUCGCUGCUGUACAAGAAGGUGAACGAGGCGCAGUACCGCAGCCACCUGGCCAACGAGAUGAUGAUGUACCACAUGAAGGUGUCGGACGAUGAGUACACCAAGCUGCUGAGCGAGGGCAUCCAGCCCGUGUCAACCAUCGACCCCAACUUCGCCAGCUUCACCUACACGCCGCGGUCGCUGCCUGAGGAUGACACCUCCAUGGCCAUCCUGAGCAUGCUGCAGGACAUGAACUUCAUCAACAACUACAAGAUGGAUCGUCAGACCCUCACCAGGUUCUGCCUGAUGGUGAAGAAGGGCUACCGCGACCCCCCCUACCACAACUGGAUGCACGCCUUCUCCGUCUCCCACUUCUGCUACCUGCUCUACAAGAACCUGGAGCUCGUCAACUACCUGGAAGACAUCGAGAUCUUUGCCCUCUUCAUCUCCUGCAUGUGCCACGACCUGGACCACAGAGGCACCAAUAACUCCUUCCAGGUGGCCUCGAAAUCAGUCCUGGCCGCGCUGUACAGCUCAGAGGGCUCCGUCAUGGAGAGGCAUCACUUCGCCCAAGCCAUCGCCAUCCUCAACAGCCAGGGCUGCAACAUCUUCGACCACUUCUCCCGCAAGGACUACCAGCGCAUGCUGGACCUCAUGAGGGACAUCAUCUUGGCCACCGACCUGGCCCACCACCUGCGCAUCUUCAAGGACCUCCAGAAGAUGGCAGAAGUGGGCUACGACCCCAAGAACAAGCAGCACCGCAGCCUGCUGCUCUGCCUGCUCAUGACCUCCUGCGACCUCUCCGACCAGACCAAGGGCUGGAAGACCACCAGGAAGAUCGCGGAGCUGAUCUACAAGGAGUUCUUCUCCCAGGGUGACCUGGAGAAGGCCAUGGGCAACCGCCCGCUGGAGAUGAUGGACCGGGAGAAAGCCUACAUCCCCGAGCUGCAGAUCAGCUUCAUGGAGCACAUCGCCAUGCCCAUCUACAAGUUGCUGCAGGACCUCUUCCCCAAGGCGGCGGAGCUCUACGAGAGGGUGGCCAGCAACCGGGAGCAGUGGACGAAGGUCUCCCACAAAUUCACCAUCCGGGGUUUGCCCAGUAACAACUCCCUGGACUUUCUGGAUGAGGAAUAUGACCCGCAGGCCCCCGACCCCCAGUUCAACGGCUGCCUGGAGCCCGAGGGGGGGCAGCCCGAGGCGGGGGCUGAGUGA